AUGUCCUCUCGUGAUCCUACUCCAAGUUUAUAUCAAACAGCAACACAACUUUCAAUUUAUCAACAAGCAUCAGUUUCUGUUCGAUCAAAACGUGGUCUAUCGUUCAAUCGAGAUUAUUACUAUAAAAAAUUGUGCAAGUUUUUUCGUCUGGUCCGUCAUGCUGUUCGUGUUUGGUUGAUUGUGAGAAAAUAUGCGAUUGAAUCGUCACGAAAUAGUAGAGAGCAACUAUAUAAUAGUACAGAGAUUCUUUUUGAUUUAAGCAAAUUUCGACGACCAGUGGAGGAAACAAUUGGAAGAGAUAUUCGAACUAUUUUAAAAUCAGAUCCUGAGACGAGAACCGAAGAUGAUAUUCGUAUGAUUGCCGUUGGACUGGGACAAACCGUUUCAUCAUUUACAGAAUUUCCUCUUCAACGACAAUAUGCAUUAGCAAGAGUUGCCAUACUAGAAGAAUUUGAAAGAGGUCGAGUGAUUCUUCGUGAAGGACAUGUUGCUGAGAAAUUCUAUUUAAUCGUCGAUGGCAUCACUGAUGUAUACAAAUUACGUGAAAAUCCACAAACACAUACAUUCAGUUCGAGGCUUGUUGCUGUGCUUAAAAAAGGAAGCUCUUUCGGCGAGGUUGCACUAAUCAAUGCUCAUAGGCGAACGGCAACUGUUUGUUGUCAAACUGAUGUGUCAAUGAUUUCAAUCGAACGAGAAGAUUUCAUUAAAAUAUUCAUGGCGAAAGACGCAGCCAGCGAACCAGAUUUUAUUACAUUUCUACGACAACUACCUGAAUUUCGAGGAUUUCCUAUUGAUAAAAUUCCUCAUGAUAAUCCACGUAUUUGCCAAGUUGUUUAUUAUCGCAUGGGCACAUUAAUGAGUAGAGACUCGAACGAAGAUGAAUGGAUUUAUAUUAUUCGUACAGGUUGUUGUCGUGUUAUCAAAGCUCUAACACAAGUUACACCGAAAUUAGUAACCCGCAAAAAACCAAAAGUCAUGUAUGAUAAUUUCAAUACGCAACGUGCUUCGCAAUAUAGUAUAGAAGCAUUGGGCACAGUGGCUAAACCAAAAUCACCAGUAAAACCAGCUAAAUGCUAUACUGAAAUCGAACAAAUUCGAGAAAAAAGUGUUUUUGGUUUGGUAAGCAUCGUUUUUGGACAAUUAAAAAAUGCACUAAGUGUUACAUUAAUCUCUGAUGGAGCUGAAUGUAUUCGAAUACGAAAAAAUUUUUUUAUGAAAAUGACACCACAAAGUUUAUUUGAUCGAUUGCGACGAGAGGUUCGACCUUAUAUAACCGAUGAAGAUCUACAGAAAAAGUUGCAAAGCGAAGUCGAUUGGACAGCGUAUAAACAUUUACUUGUGAAAAGAAUUUAUGAACGAAAUGCAAGAAAUCGCUUGAUAACAUUUAAUUAUUAA
Messenger RNA from Rotaria socialis, 1395 nucleotides. The record is from the annotation of a GenBank genome assembly. NCBI's taxonomy places the organism in Eukaryota, Metazoa, Rotifera, Eurotatoria, Philodinida, Philodinidae.